Molecule: messenger RNA, 4065 nt
Organism: Podospora anserina S mat+
Lineage: Eukaryota; Fungi; Ascomycota; Sordariomycetes; Sordariales; Podosporaceae
Exons: 5
Coding region: 1-4065 (1354 amino acids)
Biological process (GO): protein import into peroxisome matrix
Cellular component (GO): cytosol; peroxisomal membrane
Molecular function (GO): ATP binding; ATP hydrolysis activity
Source: RefSeq, a predicted model, not a curated record
AUGGCAGCAGCUUCAGAAGUAAGAGGAGCAAACAAGAGACGGGUCCGUCGACGCAGACAGGACAAGCCAGCGCUGGCGGCGCGUUUGGUGCUUGAUGACCAUGUCAAGAGUGAUGUGGGCAUUGUGUCGGAGGACUUGUACGCAGAGUUGUUUCCGCAUUUGCAGCAUGCCCACGAAGACGAAGACCACCACCCCCCUUUCGUCCACGUCGCCAUCGCCCCCUGGGCACCAACCCCCACCCCCGAAGCCAUCAACUGGUCAAUCGUCCCCGUCACAAAAUCCUCGGCCCUCGCCCCAAACACGGUCCAGUUUGCCCCCUCGUCCCUCGCCCUCCAGUCCUUCGCCAUCAACCUCAAGCAAGUCGCGCCCUCGCGCCUGUCCAGCCACAGCAGCAGAAGCGGCAUUGAGGUUUUGGUUCUAGACGUCACCGCGAUCGCCCUCGACACCGUGUUCGUCAGCCUAGAAGGGGAACUAGCCAACCGACUGGAGAACGGCGAGGGCACCUUCUUCAGAGACCACCGCCCCUCCAAGGGCAAGGUCACCUCCUCCGCGGGCGGCGCAACCCCCACCCCCGAGGACCGUCUCACGGCUGCGUUGCGCACGGCGCUUGAUACGCUAAAGGUGGUUCACACGGGGGAUAUGUUCCCGCUGCCACUCCCCCCUCACCCCGUCACCCACAUCCCGCCCAACCCCGGCAGGAUUGCACUGUGCGAGCCCGUCGGUCAGGGGAUUCUCGCGCCUAGUACCAAGAUUAUUGUCUCGCGCGGGAGGAUUCACUCCAAGCACAACCGCUCGUCCGCUCCACCGAUGCCGAGCACCCGGAUCGGUGGCGUGACCGAGGAGGAUGAGGAUACGUCCAAUGAUCAGUUUUACUCGGCAGCUGAGGAGGGCGCUCGCACAGAUGCCCGGGUGGAGGAGGACGGGGAUACCGAAACCGAAGUGGAAGAAGCCGAGGACGAAGAGGAAGAUGCAUUCGGCAUCGGCACGCCCACCACCAUUGGGGGUCGAGGCCGCAAGACCAACGGCAUGAGCAGCGCUGUGUCUGUCUUUUCCAGCUUCACCGCCGCAACCGCCCGACCCGACCGUCCCCGCGGUAGGCUGUUCAAAGCUCACGGUCUGGUCCAGCCUGUGCCUCCUGAGGUCCUGCAUCCGAAACCUGCUCCCGAAGAUGAUGAAGAAGCGCGGAUCUACGUCGACGUGAGGGAUCUUCCCCGGAUUGGGUGUUUUUCGGGGGAUUGGGUCAGGGUUGAGGCGGCGCAGGAGCCGCGUUCGAACGGGUUUGGGCAGUUUGGGCUGGGGAGCUUUGUUGACGCAGCCUCUGAUGAAAUCCAGUGGAGACCGGCGAGGGUGUAUGGGUUGCCGGAGGGGUAUUCGUCCAGGCCUGUGGCACGAGUGCCGAGCUCGAAACAGGAGGGGAGGAGGAUGUUCGUUUUUCGAGAGCCAGGUUCAGAAGGGGGGGGGCGGGACGGGGCCGGGGGUCCGCCGGCGGCGAGGGAGGUGAUUUUGCAGCAUGUCAGGACGCCGGUGGCGGUGGAGAGGGAUGUGCAGACUGCCGUGAUGGCGGGGCUGAAGUUUUGGUUUGAGAGGAGGUUGAGGGUGGUGAAGGGGGGGGAUCUGAUUGCUGUGCCGAUUGAUACGCAGCUUGGGAGGACGCUGCAGGAGGGGACGAUGACGGGUGGUGGGGAAGGGGAAAGUGCGGUCGAUGACGUGCUGGGGCUGAUUGCCUCGAGGAGGACAGACCACCACAGCCUCAAGUAUGACGAGGUGGCGUGGUUUAGGGUUGGGCAUGUGUCGGCUGCGAAGCAGGAAGUUGGUGCGGAGACGAUGGGGGAGGAGGAGGAGGUGGGGGAGGAGGAGGAUCCCUGGGGGGGGGUGGCUUGUGUGGAUAUCUCGCUGGCGCAUUUGGAGCAGACGGGGUCGACGACGAGUCGGAUUCCGGGGAUUGUGGGUAGUACUUGGAGGUAUUAUCUUGGAAUUGAUAAGUUGCCCAGACAGCCGUCCUCUCACGCCGGCAGCCCGUUGGUGAUUGCGCCGGAGAGGACGGCGGCUGUCUCCCCUCUGAGGAGGAAACUGAGGGAGUUGAUGGCUGCUGCUACUAGCAAGCCGGCGCUUCAUCUCAAGAUGCCACCCGUGGCUAUCCUUCUUGUCUCUACCCAGCGCGCCAUCGGGAAAGCCUUCACCGCGUCGCAAGCCUGCGCCGAUAUUGGGCUGCACACCUUUGCCGUUGACGCCUACGACAUCGUCAACGACUCCGGCGCUGGCGGGAGCGACGUCAAGACUGCUGGGUUUCUGACAUCGAGGGCGGAAAGAGCGAUGAGCUGCGGCCCGGAUUGCUGCGCGCUGCUGGUUAGGCAUAUUGAAGCUCUGACGGCGGACAGGAUGGUGACCAGCAUCAGGGAGGUGCUUCAAGAUGCGAGGGUGCUGAUCGCCACCACGACCGAGGUGGAGAAGGUGCCUGAUGGGAUUAGGGCGCUGUUUACGCACGAGCUGGAGAUGACUGCGCCCGACGAGGGAGAGAGGGAGGCGAUUCUCAGGACUAUUCUGGACAACCAGGGUGUUGCUCUCGACCCCGAGGUUGAGCUCGGCGGGAUAGCGCUCAAGACUGCUGCGCUGGUGGCGGGGGAUUUGGUUGAUGUUGUCGAGCGAGCCCUGGUUGCCCAGAAGGCGAGGCUGGAGGCCUUGUCGGCAAAGGCGUCCAAGAACGAGGGCGUGCCUGUCACGGUCCGGGACGUGAAAGUAGCUGGUGGGCCGGCGGCGCAGGGGCUGACAAAGUCUGACUUUGAGGUUGCGGUCGAGGCGGCACGGAAGAACUUUGCGGAUGCGAUUGGGGCGCCCAAGAUCCCGAAUGUGACUUGGGAUGAUGUGGGCGGGUUGAAUAAUGUGAAGGAGGCGGUGACGGAGACGAUCCAGCUGCCGCUGGAGAGGCCGGAGCUGUUCGCCAAGGGGAUGAAGAAGAGGUCUGGCAUCUUGUUUUAUGGUCCGCCUGGAACGGGCAAGACGCUGCUUGCAAAGGCGAUUGCGACGGAGUACAGUUUGAAUUUCUUCAGUGUCAAGGGGCCCGAGCUGUUGAACAUGUAUAUCGGUGAGAGCGAGGCUAAUGUCCGGAGGGUGUUUCAGCGGGCGAGGGACGCGAGGCCGUGUGUGGUUUUCUUUGACGAGUUGGACUCGGUGGCGCCGAAGAGGGGGAACCAGGGAGAUAGCGGUGGUGUGAUGGAUCGGAUUGUCAGUCAGUUGCUGGCGGAGCUGGACGGGAUGAGCGGGGGGGAUGAGGAUGCGGGGGGGGUGUUUGUGGUGGGAGCGACGAACAGGCCGGAUUUGCUGGACCAGGCGCUGUUGCGGCCGGGGAGGUUUGACAAGAUGCUUUACUUGGGGGUGUCGGAUACGCAUGAGAAGCAGAUGAAGAUUAUGGAGGCGCUGACGAGGAAAUUCACCCUCCACCCCUCAGUCUCCCUCCGCAACGUCGCCGAGCGGUUGCCGUUCACUUACACCGGCGCCGACUUUUACGCCCUCUGCUCAGACGCCAUGCUCAAGGCUGUAACAAGACAGGCUGCCCUCGUUGAUAAGAAGGUCAAGGCUAUCAACACGGAACGUCAAGCGCAGAAUCAACCUGAGAUCACCACCGCUUACUUCUUUGACCACUUCGCCACGAAAGAAGACGUUGCGGUCAUGGUGACGGAGCAAGACUUCCUUGACGCGCACAGUGAGCUUAUUCCCAGCGUCAGUGCUGGGGAGCUGGAACAUUACGAAAAGGUCAGGGCUACGUUUGAGGGGGUGAAGGACAAGAAGGAGACGACGACGCAGCAGCAGCAGCAGCAAAACGGGAGGUUGGCUGUGGGGAAGAGGAGUGCCAGUGAUCGGAGUGUGGUUGUGCAUAGGGGUAAGGGGAAAGGAAAGGGCAAGGCGGUGGCGACGGGGAGUGAGGAGGAUGAGUGUGAUGAUGGGGAGGGUGUGAAUGGUGGUGGGUAUAGGGAUAAGGGGAAGGGGAAGGCGGUUGAUGUUGGUGGUGGGAGUGGUGCGCCGUUUUGGGGGCAGGGGCAGGAUGAUGACGAGGGGUUGUAUGACUGA